Messenger RNA from Penicillium hordei, 2859 nucleotides. Its product is annotated as tubulin gamma complex associated family protein. Gene Ontology annotation, molecular function: microtubule minus-end binding; gamma-tubulin binding. Gene Ontology annotation, biological process: spindle assembly; cytoplasmic microtubule organization; microtubule nucleation. The record is from RefSeq and is a predicted model, not a curated record. Lineage: Eukaryota; Fungi; Ascomycota; Eurotiomycetes; Eurotiales; Aspergillaceae. Gene Ontology annotation, cellular component: equatorial microtubule organizing center; gamma-tubulin complex; spindle pole. The transcript is spliced from 2 exons. The coding region runs from base 1 to 2859 and encodes 952 amino acids.
AUGGAUUGUGAUCAUGAGCUGGAUCCUUUCUCCAGUGAAAGCCUCUGGAGACUCUCCAAAUUCAGCAUAGAAGCUCUACAGCCAUUGGGAUCGGUGCCAUGGAACACUACUCUAAGUGAUGAUACUACAUCUUGCUUUGAGAUAUACCCGCAGCCCACAGAUAAGAUCGACCCUGUAUGGAAGCUGGAUCUCUUUCCAACCGGCUUGGACAGGCCUGAAUCAUUUACCGAGUCGAUCAUCAAUCCCUCCAUAGACGGCGAGUCUGACGCCACCUGUGAUUCGUUAAGAGACAUCUCUGGCGAUGACAAUGAUAUAUGGUCCUCGGAUUUACUUCUGGAAGACCCCGGUCAAAUACCUCCACAGAAAUCAUGGGAGAGGUAUCAACACAGGUCUUUCCAAGAGCCUGUGUCUGUCUACUUUAGUGAAUCUGGUCCAACGGGAUUCGAUGCAGUUUUGGCACAGCAAAAUACUGCAAAGAGAAAUGGUGUACCAACUCGAAUGGUUAGAACAGAUGUGUUCAUUCGAUCACUGCUUCGUCUCGGGCUUGGCUGGAGCUCUGCAUUCUUUCGCUAUGAGCAACGCACCAACCAAUUUGAAAGACAUUUGAAAGAUAUCCGGAUUUCUGGUAUUAGCUCAUUGGCAUUGGAAAAUGUGAUUGAAUAUGUGCUACAAUGUGGUACCAACAUGCAGCGUAUGCGGUUGUUUGCGCAAGACCCGCCAGCCAAAUGCAAAGAACUGUCUGCUUUGUUCUCAUUAAGCAGCACGGUUGCUGUAAUACUCUUCAACCUUGAGCAACAGAUCUCCGAUCAGUCAAAAAAUAUUGCCUCACUCCUGCAAAUAAAGGCAUUAUUUCACCGCUGCGGGGACUUGAUAGGUGCCCUAGCAGGUAUUGUUGGUGCUGCACUAAGGGCUGUCUCGGACGCGCAAGUUAUGUCAAUUGUUAUCGACCGUGCAGCCUUUUUUGCUCAGAAGUUUAGCUGGAUGGAGAACCUUGUGCAUGAGAUUGUGAUUCGAGUGACUCGGCCAUGGUUCAAAUUCAUCGAGACUUGGAUUGGGCUUAGACCCGAAGACGCAGCUCUCAAAGCAUCCAUGGCAAGCGGCAAAACCUUCGUCCGACUGAAUACUCAUGAUGCUGUCAAGUUCAAGACUGGGCCAGCACGAAUCGACCACAUCUAUCAAGUGGACCACAUGCCGUCUUUCAUCCCGGCCGACCAAGCCCGUUCCAUCUUUGAAAGUGGGCGAAGCCUUCAACUAUUGAAACGAUCCCACCCUCGUCAUCCCAUCGCACGGCGUGAUGUUCUCUUACGAACUGGUGGCCUUCAUCUGCAUUGUGCGACCACUUGGGCUGAUAUUGAGCAAAUUCAAACAAAAGCCCUGGAGUACGAGUCAAGGCUCCGCGAUGAGAUCAAGAGAUAUCAUAAAGGUGAUUUAGGCUUGCAGGAUUCGCCGUCAAAUGUCGUCACCCAGGGUCUCGAUCAAAUGGCCGAUACAGAAGUUACAACGGCAGCCUUUGAACUCUUCAACAUAGAUGAUGAAAAAAAUGCUCUAGGGCCGGUUACAGAUCACAAGGCUUUUUCAAAAGACGAUUUUAAGCAAUUGCUUGAGAAAGCCCGGGGAGUUGAAACCGAAAACACCAAUGCAGCAAGUUAUCUCGGUCCUGAAUUGGCAUCUGGCCUCCAUCUAUCUCUUGCACCAAUUAUUUCGUCGCAGGCACUUCUCAUCGACUACUCUUGCCUGCACCUUCUCUUCAAAGAGCAUCGAAUUCGCCAUCACCUGAACAUGCAAUGGCGCUUCCAGUUGCUGGGAGAGGGCUCAUUUGUCGCCCGCCUUUCUAAUUCUCUAUUCGACCCGGAAAUGGAAAGUGGAGAGCGAAAGGCUGGGAAAGUGCGCAGUGGUGUUGACACCGGCUUACGACUCGGCAGUCGUGACACAUGGCCUCCAGCUAGUUCGGAGUUGCGACUCGUGUUGAUUGGCCUGCUAGGAGAUUGUUACUUCGGCAGCACAAACACAGAGGAUGACGAGAAAACCCACAUUCAAAAGGAUAACGAGUUGCCUGGCGGCCUGAGCUUCGGAAUUCGAGAACUGACAGACGAAGAAAUCGAAAGAUGUAAAAAUCCAAAUGCAAUAGAGGCUUUGGACUUCCUUCGUCUGCAGUACACGCCGCCAGAAGUCCUUGAAUCUCUCAUUACUGCCCGCUCUUUGAAUAAGUAUGAUCGUCUCUUCAAGCAUUUGCUUCGGUUAAUCCGCAUGGUUUCUGCCGUCAAAGGACUUAUCCGGGAUUCUACUGCUCGAGAAUCUCUAGCAGGAGACUCACACGAUGUAUACCAGAAAUUUAGGGUGGAUGCCCAGCACUUUGUGCUAGCGGUCAGUGAUUACUGCUUCCAUAUUGGCAUCGGAUCCAUCUGGCAGCGCUUCCAAAACACACUUACCAAGAUCGAGCACUACCUCAACCGCGGUGACAUUGAUGGUACGAUUGAAGCGGCGCACUCAGUACCACGACUUCGUGAUUAUCACGAAGACAUGCUUGACCAGAUGCUGUUCGCGUUAUUCCUCAGCAGGCGCCAUGCGCAGGCGGCCAAACUGCUUGAAUCCAUUUUUGGCACCAUUCUCGGCUUCAGCCUUCUAUCAAGAGCAGAUGGAAUCGGGAUGCGUAACGAAAGCGAAGGAGCUGUUCUCCACCUGUACCAGUCUUUUAGAAAACAGACCUCCGCCUUUGUUAAUUACCUGCGCAGCCUGGAGUCCGGAAAGGCCACUUCGAAAUCAAUGGCCAAAUCAGGGGAAUUCUUCUCUUGGCAGACAGACCCAACCAGUGUCUUUGAGCAUCUACGGGUGAGAUUAGACGUGAAGAACUACUAUUGA